AGCAUCGCCUACGAUAAGGAAACAAUUACAGCAAAUGACCCAGAUGAACAAUACAAAAUGGGCCAGCGUGACAAACUGAGUGCCGCUGAUGUUCUGUUGGCUAAUUUGAUUUAUAAUUGCUCAGCUGGGCCCAAAGUCAGCACAGAAUCAACGUUUCAGGCAGAUACCCAAUGUGUUUCUCCAUACAAAGUUAAUAGCCAGGCUAGUUUGAUGUGGGCGUCAUCUGUGCUACCCGACGUAGGCGAUACUGAAGAGUACUGGGUCGAUGGUAACAUUACGAACAAUUACAUUUGGUUCAGUGAUGGGUCAGAAAUGGUAGUUGAAUCAACUUUAUUUCAUUUGAAUGAACCAAGCGGGCGUGGUCAUUGUAUCCAAUUGCGCUUCAAGAAUGGUUACUGGGCAUUGGAGGAUAAUUCAUGUAACCACAAGCAGAAGUAUAUAUGUUCGGCCAUGCCUGUGAUUAGUUCUGACAUGGAGGUAUUUGAAUUUGCUCACAUAAUGUGUUCUUCUGGAUCUCUAUACCAAAUUACUGAUCUGGCUACUUUGGAGCGUGCACAGGUUGCUAUUGCAACAAAUGGAAUAGAUGGGAAAGUCUGGGUAGAUGGACAUAAGGAUAACAAUACAAUUACCUUCACCGGUGGUUCAACAAUCGCAGCUAAUCCAGCACUGUUCCACCAAAAUGGAAACAAUGGUAGUGGUUCCUGCCUCAUUUUAGAGUUUUCCAUUGAUGGAUGGAAAUUGAAUGCUGUUAAAUGCGACUCUUUUGAACAUUAUUUAUGUGUUGGUUAAAACGGUAGGUCAUUAUUAUAUGCAUACUAGUACAAUAAUAACAAUAAUACAGUUUUAUUACACCGUAAUGAAAUUACAAAUUCAUUUUUGGCUGAAAGUAAUAAAAGGUAAGUAAAAAGGUAAGUAAAAAACAAAAUGUUAAUAUAACAUAAGAUUAG
Molecule: messenger RNA, 947 nt
Organism: Saccoglossus kowalevskii
Lineage: Eukaryota; Metazoa; Hemichordata; Enteropneusta; Harrimaniidae
Product: protein SpAN-like
Biological process (GO): proteolysis
Molecular function (GO): metalloendopeptidase activity; zinc ion binding
Source: RefSeq, a predicted model, not a curated record